This is a messenger RNA of Spirodela intermedia, 24713 nucleotides long. The record is from the annotation of a GenBank genome assembly. NCBI's taxonomy places the organism in Eukaryota, Viridiplantae, Streptophyta, Magnoliopsida, Alismatales, Araceae.
AUGGAAGCCCUGACGGAGCUCUGCGACCUCAUCGCUGCCAAUCCCGGGCAGUUUGCGGACAAGCUUGCAUGGAUCUGCAGCCGGUGUCCUCCACAGGGGUCCCUCCUGGGGGCCAGGGUGCCUCCUCGCGCUUCCCGCUCCCAGCUCAACGCUCUGCUCGCCAUCGCCCGGUUUCUCUCUCGGUGCCCUGGCGCGGAAGCCGAGUCCCACUCCGCGGCAGCUUCGUCCGCCUCCACUGCCCGAUCCAUCGUCAUCGAGUUUCUGCGCGCUGCGCCGUCCGCUGCCUUCCGGUCGUCAUUCUGGCCGCAGUCCUGCCCCAUCGAGUCUAUCUCCACUUUCUUCACCGAUUUCCUACGUUACAUUACUGCCGCGGCUGAGGUCUCCCCUGAAUUUUCCUCCGAGAUCGCCAAGUUCUUUGGCGGAACCUUGAUCGCUGCUGCCGAGGCAUCGGGUUCGGACGCCGUUCUCUCCAGAUUGUUCUUGCUUGCCGCGUCCGAGAACUGUCCCCCGAUCCUGACCGCUGAUGCUGAGCGGCUCCUUGAACGCCUCCUAGAUCAGUUCAGGGGGUCCACAGAGAUAGAGGACUUGCUGUCAACCUCGUCUUCCGAGAACUCGGCCUGGAGCUCAUCAGCACAGAGCACGCCGUCCAAGGUGAAGAUCAAAGAUGAGGACAAGGAAAUUGCAGAGGACGGGGAUAGUGAUGCGUUAUCAAGGGUGAAUGGGAGCGCUGUUUCCGGGAGGAGCAGCGUGGAUCAGUUAUCGGGGUCCAAUGAAAUCGUAGGUGGAGGGUCAGCAGCGAGGCAGCACGUUAUGGCAUUCGAAGAAGAACAGAUUGAGGGCUUGGAAAAGCAAGAGAUUGCAUUUAAACUGUUCGGCCAUAUUUUAGACAGGGGUGUGGUGGUAAAGACUGGGUAUUUGGAGCAAGUGAGGAAGGUGGCUUCCAGGCAGCUCAAAUUCUUGCCAAUUUUUCUCAAGGUUAGAAGGCUGUUCUCUACUUACAUCUUAACCAUGUUUAUCAAACUCAUUGGUCGAAACUCAUGUUCAAGACAGAUAUUGAUCCAUGGUCUUUCUCGUUCUUUUCCUUUGAAGAAAUCAUUUGGAUCUGUUCCACUUAAGGAUAUAUUUCAUUUUUAAUUUUUUUCUAAGUACAAGUGCGGUUUCUUUCAUCGUAGAUUCGGAAGAAUGAGUGGCGAGAACAAGGAUCACAGCUGAAAAUGAGGAUAAAUACGAAGUUAUCUGCUUGUAAGGCAGCAACAAUUGUGCAGAUAAAAAGCCUUCUUUCUCUGGAGUAUGAUGGGAAAACUUCAAAGGACUUGUUGCGCAGGACACUCGCUUUGCUCCUGGAUGCUGCAGAAGCUUGUGUACUCUCAUCUUGGAGGAAGUUGAAAAUCUGUGAAGAACUUUUCAGCUCGUUGCUUAAUGGAAUCACUCAAAUAACAGUAACACGUGGAGGGCAACUGUUAAGGGUGUUGCUUAUUCCCCUAAAACCACUCGUGCUGACUACAUGUGCUCAAGUAUGUUAUUUGACACUCAUUAAACUUCGCCCAUUCAACCUUACUAUACUGACUGACUAGUGCUUCCUAUUGCAGGCUGAUAUGUGGGGAAGCAGUCGAGGAGCAAUGUUUGAGACCAUUACCAAGAUCAGCUGCGAAAUAAUUGAAUUUGGCUGGAGCAAAGAUAGAGCCCUUGUAGAUACAUUUAUCAUGGGAUUAGCUGCAUGCCUUCGUGAAAGGAAUGAUUAUGAAGAGCAGGUUUGUUUUACAGUUGGUAUUAUUGGAAAAAAAACAUUUUUCUCUAGGCAUUGUGCUUUAAUUCUUUCGAGGUCUUACAUCAAGAUCACAAGUAUCAAGUUUAUUAUUUGUGGAUCUAUGGUGUUGAUCAUGCAUAAUUCUUAGAUGCCUAUUCUCUCCUUUUCUAUUUAUCCUCUUUGGUAAAUUGGUUGAUUGCAUGUUUCUCAUAAAACCAUUCUCGCCAUAAAUUUAAUGUUCCUUAUCUUUCAUUUCCAAAAUAGACAUUCAUAUUUGAAUUUGGAGAAUUAGGGUUGAAUCACUGAUUAAACGUUCUUUCUUAAACUAUUUAAAAUUUUGACACGUUCAAAAUCCGUGCAAUCCCGAAUUCAGUGCUCAAGAACAUAGCCCAAUCCACUCUUUAUAUAUUUUAAGGGAAGGAAUUUUUCAAACGAACUUGUUCAACUUGACUGGCAAGUUAGAGUUAGUUAAGUAGGUGCUUGUAUUGAUUAGCGAGAGUGCUUAAUAAAUACGCAACUUGCGUGCUACCUUGUCAUUAAUUCCCUCCUAAGUCAUCAGGUAGAAAGAAAGCUGGAGAGUAUGUUGACUGACCCAUGGUUUUGAUUCUAUGAGUAUGGAUCAAGUUAGAACCUUGUAGCAUACCGACUCUGACUUUUCGAUGAAUUGUUUCUGAGCGUACCUGAUAAAAGCAUGCUUUGAAGAAUGGAAAAUAAAUGGUAGCAUAUUGAGAACCUGAAGAAGUUAUAAACGCUUUAAGAAAACCUAAGUCAAUCCCAAAGUGAGAAUGCUGUAUAGAUUGUCUGAGCUAUUAUUUUUAGAGUUCAUUACCAUACCAGCAAAAACUGUACAUGGGUUCAUAUUCCUAAAAUUUUAGUUUGAAUGAAGCAGAUGAAAUUUUGAUUCUCUCGAUUUGUUAUCGACAAUUUCUAUUAAAAUUUUCUUUUUGAAGGAAAACUCCUCCACUAUUGUCAAACAGAAUAUGAACGAUGCAGUUACACUGGUGGUAUAAUGAUAUGAAAUAAAGACAAUUUCCUUUUCUUUCCCCAGAGAAAACCAGUCAAGUAAUAAAUAUCCAUCAACUUCAUAGAGCGCAGAAGAAAGGUCUUUGACAGCGGAUUUGAAAACUUUAACCAAAAUAGUGACAGCCAAAUGAGUGAAUAAUUACAAAUAUUUUCGCAUUUUAAUUGUAUGCGGAUAAUUUCUUCCACUUUCACAGCUGUUGCUCCGUUUUCUAUGAUAUAUAUGCUGCCGUGUUGGAGCUUUCUUGAAAUAAUUUUCAUUUUGGGCUAUACGAUUUCAUUUAGCUAUCUCAAAGCAGUUAUAUCAGCUAUAUCACUUCAGGUGGCAAGGCGUUCUUGUGUGAUUUUGAAAUGAGGAGUUUCUUAAUAUCUUGUUUGAAUUUUGGAGUUCCGGUGGUGCAUCCUGUUGUGAAUCAUGAUUAAAUCCAAAGCUGUGUUGACACCGAUCUCAUGAAUUUUGGACAGUUGCUGUUGCUCAUUGAGCCGAGAGUAGUGUCUGUUUUUUGUUGUUGAGUAUUAAGAUUAAGGGAGGUCAGUAAACUGAAAAAAAAGGACUAUUUUGGGAUCUAUGGAUUGAAGACCUUUGAGUGAAAUAAAUUGCAUACUAUGUAAAAAAAUUAAAUUGGAAUGAAUUUAGUAUAUUUUCUUGACUCAUUCGUUUGAAUUGUGUCCAUAACAUCUUUUUCUUUGCAAUUAUGUGUGAGACCGGAAAGUAAGCCAUAUUAAGACUUUUUUGUAGUGUAAAGACAUAUAUUGGCUGAAGAGUUUGGAGUGCUACACCACCUAGCUCUGAGCAUUCAACAAUGUGCUAUUAGAUGGAUGGCUAUAGAUUCUCAGGAGUGGAUAGGCAUUGUUUCUGAGAUGGUCACAAAAAAUAAUUCAGCUUUAAAUGUACAGUAAUUAUACUCUUACAACAACUCCACUGUCUACAAAAUAUCAUUUGAAACUGCUGAAGCAGCUGAGGAAUUCAGGUUGCAGCGUCAAGUAAAGAUUUGGAUGAUCCUUCUGGGCAACUGUUGGCUGUGAUGCAGACCAUUCAAAGUGAGCCAUUUCCUUGAUUACUCAAUAUUAUGGAAUGUGCAACAGACUAUAGGACUUGGACCUGAGGGAGCAUUGGCGACACUGAACAUGAGUCAUUGCCCGAACGGGAAUUAGAUGCUUACACUGGAAGUAAUGCUAUGAUUUUCAAUAGACCAAAAAUUGUUAUGGGAAUUAGAUGCACCACUCUGAAUCACAGCAUUAAUGUACAUGUUUUCAGUCUGAUUGUCCAUCCUCAUGAACAGAUUAAAGCUGGAUGAUUUUUUCAUAUGCCUUUAUAAUGGAACUGCUCUUUGGAAAUUAAAUUCUUCUUUGUGGUUACCCACGUAGGAUGAAGUAAAUACAAGGGAUAAUACAAGGAGAACAAGCAUGGAUACUCUUUUACCUUCAGAAUGGGCAGAAACGAGAAAGAGAUUUUCCUGAUACUUCAUAAAUAGCAGCAAAUCUCCAUCUGAAUGACCUAACUAAAAUGCUCAAUGUAAAGAAAAGAAGAAAACGAGAGGAAAAGGAACCAAAUCGCUGAAAUGAACGAUUUCUAUUAUCAUAUUGGACGUCGUUGAAGUUUAGGGGAAAUGCAUGGCGGUGAGCUGGUGAAAACAUGCAUAGUAUAUAUGAAAAAAGAUGAUGUAAAUUAUGGGACUGGCUGGGUGUGUGAUUGCUACUUAUUCGGUUUUAUGGAAGCAAAAGGGUUUCAUGUUCGUAAUAUUCUAAUAUUUUCUCUAAAAUUACUUGAGAGGGUGGUUGCUCUGUGAGGUACCUAUCUUGUCGGAUCUCAUUUCAUUGAUUUUGUUCUCUUAGUCUAGUAUGAACACUUCUUUGUAUGAGGUAGUACCUGAUGCCCUUUUGAAUACCCUUUCAUUGACCAAGUGGCGAUUUAUCUUGCAUGCAACAUUGUAUUGAACAUCUGUUACCACUGGAUCGUUGAAUUCUUUUUAUGUGGGUUUGUUCUGCUUGCAGUAUCUGCAAUAUGUGAUUUCAUAUUCUUGCUCCUUUUCAUUUACUUGUCUCUGAUGUUUCACAUGUGCAUUGCCAGGACAGGAAAGAAAAACAGGCUGUCCCCGUGAUGCAACUUAAUCUUAUACGAUUGCUGGCAGAUUUGUCUGUUUCUGUCAAUAAGUGGGAAGUCGUAGACAUGAUCUUGCCUUUGUUUAUUGAAAGCCUAGAAGAGGGCGAUGCUUUGGCACCAAGUGCCUUGCGACUCCAGGUAAUGUAAUGAUCUAUUUCUGUGCACGGGGUAUCGUACAUACAUUAUUUUCUGGAUUUCCUUAGUUUCUUUGAUUUUUUUUAUAUAUCUUGGAUUUUUACUAUAUUUGUGAUAUCGGAUAUUUCUCAAAUAAUAUCCAAAAUGUCAGUUACUUGAUGCCGUUUCUCGCAUUGCCUGCUUGGGAUUUGAGAAGUCUUACCGAGAAACAGUUGUUUUGAUGACAAGAAGCUAUUUGGAUAAACUCAAAACCGUAGGAUCUGCAGAAAGUAAAACAUUACCUCCAGAAGCCACUGCCGAGCGAGUAGAGGUCUGUAUCAUUUUUUUUCCCUCUCUACCUGUCAAUUUAUUUCCAUGUGUGUCAACAAUGUGUUUCUGUCACAGAUGAUGUUUUAAAAUCUUCUGACAUGCUAUUUUUGCAUUUUAUGGGCGCCUUUGCAAUUUUCUAUGUCACAUAUUGCUGACUACUUCUGUUAAUGGUCCAGACUCUUCCUGAAGGAUUCCUUCUGGUCGCAUCUCGCCUUAGGAGCUCAAAAUUGAGGUCAGAUUAUCGCUAUAGGUUGCUAUCUCUAUGCUCUGAUGUUGGACUUGCUGCUGAAUCAAAAACUGGAAGGUCAGCCAAUUUUAAAGAUACUGUGCGAGUCUUUGUUAUCACAUGAAUACACUGAUUAUUUCAAACCUGUGGGACAUAACCCAAAUUAUUUUUCUGGGUUAGGGAUUCUCAUUGAUACAUCUUUUUUCUAACACUUUGAUUCAACAGAAGUGGAGCUGAUUUCUUAGGACCUCUCCUUCCAGCUGUUGCUGAAAUUUGUUCUGAUUUUAUUCCAACCUCAGAGAUUGAACCUUCACUUCUGAAGUUGUUCCGAAACCUGUGGUUCUACAUUGUUCUAUUUGGGUUGGCACCUCCAAUUCAGCAGAGUCAAACGCCAGUCAAACCAAUCUCAACUACGUUGAACAGUUCAGGAAGUGUAAGCAUUGUGGCACUUCAAGCUGUGACUGGACCAUACAUGUGGAAUGAUCGGUGGUCUACUGCUGUUAAGCAUAUUGCACCACACACUCCAUCUCUUGUAAGAUAUUCUCACCCUUUGUUUUGAACAAUAAUUCUUUAUGUUGAUAAUUUUUUUAAUCAUAUUUUUUCAGUCUAUUUUGGUAACUCAAUGACUCUUUUUACCUCCGUACUAUGUGGAUGCCUUCCUAUCCAUGCCAUGCACAAGUAAAUAGUCAAUAGGACUUGGAUACCUUAAACGAAUGAGUUUCAAGAACUGUGACUCAGUGUUGAUUAGAGAGAGCAAAAAUCCAACCUUGAAUCCACAAAGCAAUAAUUUUGAUGUAUAAAUUGUGUUCUGAAUCGUUUUGACAAUGCAAAAGAAUACUUCAGCUUUUCUUUUAUACAAUACCUAAUCCAGCAUGGGAUACUUCAUCAAUCAGCAUGUCCUCAUACUCAGCAAAAUGGAGUCAACCACAGAAUUGAAAACUUGAACCUUUGAAUCCACAAGGGUAUGAUAGGUUCGACCUUGAAUCAACAAGAUUGAGAGGGUUCCUUAAAUCCAAAAGAGAGAGGUGUUUAAGUUCACAAGCAAAGAGGAACACUGAAAAGAGAGAAAAAAAACUCGUAAUAACUCAAUCUGCCUUGGGGUUCAAUGUGUGGGCCUGAAAGUAGACCUAAAAAGGAAGUGGGAUGUCUUCAGAAUGAUACAGAUUUUGGAACAUAAUCAUUAUAAAUUCUGAGCGCAUCAUUGAAACAGAAAACAGAAAUAGAAAGAAGAAUCUGAACAAGAAACAUAGACAAAACGUAAUAAGCUCUGCCCAACAAAUUGGAUUUGACUGGAUGGGCCCUUUUAGUCUUCUCGUUUUACAUCUCAUUUCUUGAGUGGAUGGGCCUCUGGUUUUUGGCUUCUCCUGCUUCUGUGUACUCUGGGCUACAUCAGAUUGUCCGUAUACCGUAUGCAGAUUGGGGCAUCUUUAAUCAGUAAUGAGUGACAGCUGAAUAAGUUGACAUUGUCUCCAUCAUUGAACUUUGCUUGUGAAGCUUGAUAACCUGGUUCAAGUGAAUGACGAUAAUGGGCAGGGGGAAAAUAUAGCAAUACCACCUGACAGAAUGGCUGGGCUUUGGUACAAGGAAGAAAAUGUAUUCUGUUUGUGCCUGUGGCCAUUGAUGUCUAGGUUAUGACCUGAUGAUAUUUUUCUUCAAGGCUUCUCCUCAAAAAGAAAUAUAUCUUUCUACAUGUUACUUUUUAUGAUUUGUGCGAUGGUUUUUCAGUCACUUCCAUAAAUGGUGUGCUCGUUACUUCCUCUCCCUUGUGUGAAAAAUAAGCUUCACUGCAUGCUGAAUAAUUACUUGCGUCAGAUUAGGUAACGUUUCAUGUACAUUAUGGAUGGUUGCAGGUCCUUUUGAAUGUCUGUAACAUGGAAUUCCACGUGUUCUUCUAGAUUGGUCUUCAAGAUUCCACUUGUUAACUGACAGAGAUUUAUCAUGCUUUUUAUGUUGUUCAUAGACAUAAUAUCUUUUUUUGGCCUCACGUUACUUUGCUGUUCAAUAUCCCUGUAGGUUGUUAGCUCAGUGAAAUGGCUCGAAGAUGAGUUGGAAUUAAAUGCUCUACAUAAUCCUGACAGUCGACGGGGUAGUGGGAAUGAGAAAGUUGCUUCUACGCAAAGAGCUGCUCUUUCAACAGCACUAGGAGGCCGAGUUGAAGUGGCAGGAAUGAGUACAAUAUCAGGUCUCACCUUAAACUGACCUCAUGUUUCAUUUUGUUGGUGCAUUCUGCUAUUUGAUGCCGUUUCUCCAUGCCUCCUUUAAUGUAUGAUGCUUCCCUUCUCUGUGUUUAUUCCUCAGCUCCCUUAUCCCUCCUGGGGUUAGGGUGCUCUAGCAAAUUUCAUAAAACGCAGAUGGUAUGGUAGACGUCAUGAAGAAGACAUUUUUUCUAUUGUACAGCCUGACCUUCAGACAUCAAAAUGGCUCAACAAGGGAUUAAACUAUAGCCUUCGAGUAUACAGAACCAUGGGUAGAUUAAACAUCCAUAUCUAACUUAAAAAGGUACCAGGGGGGACCUGAAGUGUAGCAGUCAACUCGGGUGAUUGAAUGAACCAGACCAACAAUGAUUGACCCACCAACCAAGUGGAUGUUAAAGUCUCAUAUCCGUUGCUGUUAUUAUUAAGAGUCUGUGGAUUGAAUUUAGUUGUGGACUGAUAGUAUCUAUUUCUCUGUUGGGAAAGCUCCUCACACAACAAGCAUAAAAAGAUUGGCUGAGGUUGUACCUCUUGUCUUUAUGAUGAUUUGUUGGGAAUGGAAAAAACUAGAUGAACUUCCAGGACUCAUUCCAUGAAGCUUGUCAAUUUUCAUAGGGUUGCAUUAAACUUCAUAAUGGAUUGUGCAGGUGUACCGGCUGUAACAGCAUUCUUAACUCAUUACUGAUGCAUUCUUAACGGCAGCCUCAUUGUGUCCUUUUUUGAGCUAUGCUAUCAUUUUUAUAAUUGAUGUAUGGAGAGGGUUUUUCUUUCUUCUUUUUUGGCAUAUACUAGUUUUGCGAUAUAUUUUAUGUUAUUAGGUGUGAAGACAGUAACAUCUUUACUGAAGAGAUGUUUUUUUCUUCUCUUAAAGUGCCUUGCUUUGUAAAAGAAAACUGAAGGCAUCUCUGGAUGUGGUUCUACAACAAAAACCAGCCCUGUUCCAAUGAAACUUUAUAGAGAUGAAAAUAAAAUCAAUAUUGCUUUAAAUGUGAUAUUGAAACUAUAUCCAUUUCAAGUUCAAUAUCAUGUUCUUAUGGUUUCGCUGCCUUAUUCUUUCCUUUUAUCUUUUCAAUACAAAUAGAAUUUCAUCGAGUUUUUAUCUGCAGGAGUAAAAGCCACAUAUCUUCUCGCAGUUGCUUUUUUGGAGAUCAUACGGUUCCGUUGUAAUGGUGGCAUCCUUUCUGGAGACACUGGUUCUCUCACAUCGAGGAGUGCCUUCAACUGUGUGUUUGAAUACCUUCGGACACCAAAUUUGAUGCCAGCUGUUUGCCAGUGUUUGACUGCCAUAGUCCAUAGAGCUUUUGAAACAGCAGUAUCAUGGCUGGUACCCCUAUUCACUCAUGGGUGUUCCUUUUAUCAUGUUUUUUACAUCUAGCUUAUUCUGCUAUUCAUACUUAAUUUUUUUAACAUUUUGAUUAUAAAUCUGGUGAUCUGACAUCUUUGAUUCAGCUUGUUACUUGAUACUUGGUGGGAAAAUAUAUUCGAGGAGAAAUCUGCAGCCUUUUAUCUUUUAAUGCUCUCCUUUCUAGACUAUUUUCACCUUUUAUGGAAAAUUGUGUGUGCUGAUCUAGAGGCAUUCAACUUGGUCAUGACGUAAGUCAUCACUCUCUGGAGCGAGGGGGCAUGUAUGCUGUGAAUCUCAAUGAUUGGGAUGGGGAUUAGGUUGCAUGUGCUUGAUGGCAUAUUUCGUAUAUUGAUCGAGGAAUGUCAGCCCAUGUUCAUAUGUGUUUACAUAGGAAGAAUAGUCUCCUUAGUAGCAUAAAUUUAUGAUAUUAGUGAACUGUUGGGGAUUUAUUUGGAUGGUAUCAAGGGUUCAGAUUUCGAUAUGGGAUGAUUUAUUCUGAGUUAUGCUGAAUCAUAUGAGGUUAUUAAAAAAAAUCCCUUCCAUUUUGUGAAACACCGUUGGAAUUAUACUUGGAUGAGUUGUUUGGCCGUUAUUGUGGUGUGUACACCUCUUAUGAUAUACUCGUGAUCAAUGCCAGUGUGUGGAACAAAUUUUCAACAGUUAUGUCGAAGAACAUUUCUGGAUUUUUUUCACAGUUGAGACAUAUACCACAGUUUGGAUCCUGUUGAUGAACAAUGCAUGUUGGAGGGCUAUUGAUCAUUGUCAGUUUCGUGUAUGGUUUUCUAAUCUCUUUCAAAAUGUUUAAAAAUUGGAAAACUUAGUGUAAAGUCAGUUGAAAUCAUUUAUUCAGAACAAUAAUGAGAUGGGAUUGAAAAAUGGUUUCAGUUUGUGCCAACAACUGGCUGAACCACAGACUUUGUAGCUCGGAAUGGGAUCUUUUGGCUCAGAAACUUUACUACAAGCGAUUGGUUCUGAACAAAAGUCCGAACGCUAUUGUUAUAAUGGCAGUUCUCUGUUGUUUGCUGUUUUUCUUCUUCUUAAACUGAUGGUUUAUGUGGCGAAAUGAUACUAUUAGUGGAGUAAUCUUUUGGGGUAGUUAUAGCUAUGUGCUGUUGGACUACCUUCCGCACUGGAGGCCGUGGCUAAGUACUUGGGAGGGAAAAAGAAUUUCUCUUUUACGAAAAUGGGUGUCUAAGCUUUUCUUUUUGAAUGAAAGUAUCAUCUCUCAGAAGCCAUAGCAGGAAAUGAAUGUUUUACAUUAACAAUGAAAGGGAUACGGUUCAUAAUGACGUUGUGAAGCAGUGUUUAAGUAUUUGAAUAAAAAUAUGUAGCUCCCGAAAACGUACGCCUGAGAGCUGCUUUCCGGAAAAUCGUGUGUUUUUAAUGAUAAAACACCAUGUUGGAGAGACUACGGAUUUCAGUAAUUGGUUCUGAAUCUGAGACAUGGUGUCGCACAUGUUGUGUUUUCAAUAUAAUCCAAUGAAUGAUUUAACAUGCGAUCAGCGAAGUUCCGUCUUCCUAUGAUUAUCAUGUAAAUUCCCCCCAUUGCUAUCCUAUUACUCUUUCAUUGCCAAACGUGUAAGCAUUUGUUAUAACUAGCUUCUGUAGGACUUGCCGUUACUUGUUUAAAACAGUGCUGGAUCUUUAUUUUGUUUUCUUUUCUCAAUUUAUCCAAGUAUUGUUCCAUGCAUGAUACAGGACGUGUUUGAUCAGCAACCUAUUUCUCAAUGUCUAAUAUUGCAUCGGGAGCACGAUUAUGUAGACAACAUGGAGGUGUUUACAUUCAAUUAGGAAAAUGGCAGUGAGGAAACCUCGUAGUCAGGAAAAUGUUUUUAUGCCUUUUUUGAAAGUAGUCUUCCUAAUGACGUGCUUAGAUUAGAAACAACCUCUUCCUUCUAAUUUUUUUUUUUAUUAUGUCAAGAGGAUUUGGUUUCUUUAUUAAGUUGCUGUGAGGGUGAAGGGUUGAUAAUUGGGUCUAAAGUAUAUUUGAACGCUAUGGUUGGAUAUGUCCAGGGAUGUGGGAUUUCUGUAACACGGUGGCAGGUGGAAAUUAGAAGAUAUCCAGUACUCUCUAGAUUAUGGUACCUGGAAUUGGAUCUAGUGGCUAGAUUGCCCAGGGAUGAUCCAGAUAACAUUGGGUUUGGGCAAAUUGCCUGAGCCAAGCAUUUUAAACCCUAUCUAGACGAUCGGUCCAGAUCUCUAGAAUCAGCUAGUCUCAGGAUGGCUCAGCCGCAAAGUUUAGAAAUUUGCUGGUUUUGGCUGGGAAAUUAUAAAGUCAGGAAAGAAUGCGUUUGUGACACGUCUAGUUUGAGUGCCGGCAACAUUCUCUCACUAACAGACAUUGGGAGGUAUUCCCCCCCAGUGUAUGAUCAUUACUUUUCUUUAUUUGGAGGAUUUUUUUUCUUUCUUUGUUCAUUUCUUCCUUUUUUCCUGCGUAGUUGUCUUACCCUCGUUAGAUAGCCAGUGGCUCAGGAAUAUCCAUGUUUAUGUCUGCUUAGGAGCUUUGAGACCCAUGUAUGAUUCUGUUCUCUAUAAGAAUUGAUGAUCCCUUUUGUCCAUAAAAUAAGAAGAAUAAUAUCAUGCUUGAUCUUACUAGUUUUCUUGGUAGUCAGUUUUUUUUCUAAAAAUGAUUUGUCAUUACUUCCUCAUGAGCAGUAUCCACAGUAACUUCACCCAUCUUGUUCCUUAUUUUCACCUAAUAAAUAAAGAUGAGGUUGAACUUGGAUAAUGUCUCCAGUUAGCAUUCUUCAAUCACAUCUUAUCAGUAUUUGACUUGGGGGCAAUAAUCAUGCCACUUAAUUCGUCAACUUGAAGAUAAUUUACUUCUUUCUCUUUAUCUCAUUUCAUUGGCUUUGUAUAUUAUUUCGCAUAAUAUUUUAUAAUGCUAAAUUUUCUUUAUCAUUUUCUAUUAUGGUUUUCUCAUCUUCUCUCUUCUUCACAAUAGAAUGUCAGUGACUUUUUUCAAAUGUUUUCCUGGUUUGCAUCUUUUGGUAUAAAUAAUAAUAAAAAAGUUAAUGCUCUUUUUGUGGUUCAUCUCCAGGAAAAUAGGAUAUCUGAAACUGGCAAUGAGGCGGACCUGAGAGAAUCUGUUCUUUCCUCUCAUGCAUGUUUUCUCAUUGAAAGUUUGUUUCAUAGGGAGGAGCAUAUUCGUGAUAUCUCCCUUAUUUUGUUGACUCAGCUUAAGGAUAAAUUUCCUCAGGUGGUGUUUAUAUUUGUUUUAUUAAUUAUCAAAAAUUUCAUAUUUCGUUAUCCACUAAUUUAACCAAGAGAUUCCACAAUUGUGCAGGUUUUGUGGAACUCUUCCUGCUUGGAUUCACUUCUCUUCUCAGUUUACACGGAGUUACCUUCUUCGUCUGUUAAUGAUCCUACUUGGGUUGCUGCUGCCCGCAGCCUGUAUCAAAAAAUUGUUCGUGAAUGGAUACGUGGUGCACUUUCAUAUGCUCCAUGCACUACCCAAGGCCUUUUACAGGUUUGCACGGGAAACUUGUUACUCAUUACUUCUAGGGAAUCACUUAUUGUCAGGAUCUCUUGAAUACGUUGUUGUUGAAUAUCAUGUGAAGAUUGGCGUGUAAUUUUUUAAAUUAACUUCAUGUGCGUCAUUACCUUUUGACAAAAUACGAUGGUUAUCAUUUUUCUCUGGGAAAAAUUAGGACGUCGAGUUCUCCUUUUAUCACCAGGUUCUUCAUCAUAAAAAUUCAUAUUACUAAAUUUAUACUCUGUAAUGCAUAUAUUCUUCACACUGUGGUUAUUACGGUAUCAACAUAUAUUCUGCAUAAUGUUUCAUUUUGUUUGGGUAUAUGCGAAUACGGACAGUUAUAUAUUAUUUAUGUUUAAAUAUAUAUUUUUAGUUCCAUUUCUUAUGGCACUUCUUUUUUAGUUUCAUUUCAGUAUAUAUAUUUCAAGCCUCUUUUCAGUCCAAUCAUAAUUUUUUUGUCAUAAUAAAUGUUUUUUAUUAGAAAUUGAGAGAAUGGCAUGUGAGAUGGAGUUUGAAUGAGGGAGGGAUGCAGAGAGGAAUGGUUUGAGAAGGAGAAAUCAAUUAGUCCAUUUGGAGGGAGCUAGGGUGAGAGGGAGUUGGGAAGGAAUAAGUAAGGGUUGAGAAUGUGCAGAAUUAGUUUAACCAUGUUUUAAGGGGAGGAGGGAGGGAGAGAGAAUGAGGAAGUUCAAUUCAACCUUGUUGUGGGGAGGAAAAAAUCAAUUUAACCAUUUUUUAAACCAGGCAUUUUUAUGUGCAAAACUGAUGUUAGCGGUUGCUCAAUCCUCAAACAUGUAAAAACGAAUUUCAACAUAUUUAGCAUGUAAUUUUUGUUGUUUCCAUCAAAUCCGAUUUGUAACAUCUUUGAUGUCUUUUGAUGAGACGCUGCCAUUGCCUGUGUUCUUUUUUUUUUUUCAGGAAAAGUUAUGUAAGCUAAAUGCAUGGCAGAAGACAAGACAAAUGGCAGAUGUUGUUUCCCUUCUCUCUGAUUUGCAUCUUUCUACUGGGAAGAAUGAUUGUUGGACGGGCAUUAGAACUGCAAAUAUUCCUGCAGUUAUUGCUGCCGCAGCAGCAGCCUCAGGAGCAGAUUUAAAGGUGACUGACACUUUCAAUUUGGAAGUUUUGCCAACUGCUAUAUCCAGUGCAACCCUCAAGUGCAACUAUGCUGGGGAGAUUGCUGGAAUGAGAAGACUAUACAACACCAUUGGGGGCUUCCAGAUGGGUAGUUCACCAGCAGGCAUUGUGCACGGGGUUGCCACAGGUGGCACAAGAGCCCAUGCCCAGUCCCACCUUGAGAAAGAAUCAUUUAAUGAGAUUCUUUUGAUUAAAUUUGUUCAACUACUCCAACAAUUUGUUAGCAUUGCUGAAAAAGGUGGCCAGGUGGAUAAAACAGAAUUUCGUGAAAUCUGCUCUCAGGCAACUGCAUUGCUUCUUUCUAAUAUUGUAAGUGUUUUUUUAUACACGUGCUUCUCAUUAUCAGGACCUUAUUGUCUUUCCUUUGUACUGAGUGCUGUAAUUUUUUCAGGUUGAAGAUAACAAGCUGAACCUAGAAGGUUUUUCACAGUUGUUGCGGCUUCUUUGUUGGUGUCCUGCCUAUAUUUCAACAGCUGAUGCCAUGGAAACUGGCAUAUUUAUAUGGACAUGGUUAGUUACAACUGCUCCCCAACUUGGGCCUCUCGUCCUUGCAGAGCUUGUCGAUGCAUGGCUAUGGACUAUAGACACAAAGCGUGGUUUAUUUGCUUCAGACGUGAGGUAUUCUGGGCCUACAGCGAAAUUGAGACCACAUCUUAUAUCUGGGGAGCCUGAAGCACUGCCUGAGAAAGAUCCUGUUGAAGGAAUAAUAGCUCAUAGAUUGUGGCUUGGUUUUUUCAUUGACCGUUUUGAGGUAAAUGUUUACCAUCGUUUUUUAUUUUUAACAACACAUAUUGCAUGGUUGUUCGACCAACAUAUCCUCGAACAGUUUCUCACAUUUUACAUGACGAAUAUUGAACGUUCUGGUGUUGCAAAAUUAAUUUCUUAUUUUUGAAAGUUGAUAAACAAAAAGGAGAGGGGAAAAUACAUGUGUACGCAUAUUCAACUCUGAUAAACAAACCAAAACUAUGCUCCUAGUGCUAUCGAAGUAGAUGCAACUUUCUGGUGUUGAUGCAUUAAUUGUAUAUAAACAAUAUCUUGCAUGACCUGGCUACGUGCUAUGCUUGAAAAGUGAAGUCAUCAUCCUAGUCAUUCCUUGUCUCAUGGAUUUUUGUUUGUAGUGCAAGCUAUAUGAUCUGUAAUUAGCCGUGUUUCUUGUGGUCAAGGGUUAUGGAAAUAGCCAACAAUAAUCAAGUCGGAUAUAGGGGAUGUGGUUUCGUUCUUCUGAUAAAUCCUUCAUUAGGCCAGUAUUUUGCUGCACUCCUGAAAAAGGAGAAAAGUUAUGAUGCCAAAGAAGGACAAAGAUCCUUUACGUUCUACAAAUUUGUAAACAUGGCGAAAGAGAUUCUCUGAGGUCUUGGUAUCAUAUCAUCCAUGGAACGUGGUUUCUGCAUAGAAACUCUUUAAAAAACAAAUGCCUUGAAGAUGAUUUUAUAUGUAGGCAUCAUAGGUCUUAGCUUUGAAAACUAAUUGAGAAAGAGAUGACACGAUUCUCUACAUGUUAGUGGGGUAUACAGUUGUAGACCAGUAAUGCGUAUGCUAUAUUUGUUUAUUGAGACAUUGAUCUGUACUUAUCACUUGUCUGCCUCUGCUAUAACAAUGAUGUGGAAAAUCCGGUCUACUUAGUUGACUGAGCGUGUACAUUCUGUAAUAAAUAACUUUGACUGUAAAGCUACUGCAUACGACAAAAUUUAUUUUGUUUGGAACUCACGUUUUUCAUCAUUCUAUUGUUUGUUAUUGGCAUUUUCUGUUUUAACGUACAGGUCAUUCGUCAUGAUAGUGUUGAACAACUUCUGCUUCUGGGCCGUAUGUUGCAAGGAACUAUGAAAUCACCUUUUCAUUUUUCUCACCAUCCUGCUGCUGUUGGUACUUUCUUUACUGCAAUGCUUCUUGGACUCAAGUUCUGUUCAUGCCAGUUUCAGAACAAUUUGCAGAACUUCAGACUUGGUCUUCAUUUACUAGAAGAUCGGGUCUAUCGGUAAGCCUUCUGAUUUCCUUCCUUUCCGCAUUCCUAGUGGCCACACUCAUUGGUUGAUUGAUGUAUUUUGUCGGUUCCUGCUUGAUAACAUUUGGAUGGAUUCAUUCCCACCUCUUUGCUUCAUAUUUAGACGUACAAAAAUUGUUCGGUAUUUUUUAUGCAUCUGUAGCAACCGUUCUGUUGGGUUGUUGAUUGGGAUGGCGUUUUGAGUAAUGUUGAUAAGUGAAUUGAUAGAGUAAUUGUUAGAGUACUUGAUAGAAUAAUUCCUUCUAGCCAAUUUUACAAUCUCUAUUUCUAAGAGAUAUUCUCAUGUGUGUUUUGAACUCUUUAUUUGUUGAAUGGAGCGUGAUUGUAGAUCUUUAUAGAGACUACCUCCAAUAUGAUAAACAAUCCACACUUUUAGUGAAAAAAAUUAAAACACGGUUGCAUGGUUAGGUUUGUCUUGUGCUGAUAUCACGUUUGUCUCAGGUUUGUCUUUGUUAAUGAUUUCUGUACUGCUAAUAUAUUCCACUAUCUUGAUGUCGUACUUUCCUUGCACUUGUCUGCAUUUUCCUUGAGCCUAAUUCACAGUUCGCUAUGCAGUGCUAGUUGUAUUGUUCUUUUUGCACGUCUUUUGUCCAUAACAAGUAGCCCUUUCUUUUUAGUGCAUCAUUGGGAUGGUUUUCUCAUGGACCUGAGUGGUACGAGACAAAUGAUAAGAGCUUUUCUCUGAGUGAGGCACAAUCUGUUUCUAUAUUUGUCUCUCUCAUGAAUGAGCGAUCAGAUGUCCCCCAGACCGAAUCAACUUUUAAAGGACGAGGACGUGAAAAUGAAUUGACUGAAAUGGUAAGACAAUUACUUUAGCUAUGUGAUAUGUCAUGCACUAACUAGAGUUUUGGAUGCUCUGUUAAUAUUCAUUUCACUUCUCCCCCCAUUUAUCUUGUGUUUUACAGAUGGAUCAAUGCCAUCCAGUUUGGGGCCAAAUGGAUAACUAUAUCAUUGGGCGAGGAAAACGGAAACAUCUGCUUUCAAUGCUGUGCCAGCAUGAAGCUGACAGACUUGAAGUUUGGGCGCGGCCCUUGAAUUCAAAGUAUUUGCCAUUAUCUUUAGGUUUCUAGUCAUCUGUGUUUUACAGUUUUGAUUAUAUUUGAUGUUUUUUUUAUAUUAUUGAAAUAUGUUGAUUUGAAAAUCUUACUCCUGCAUGACUCUUUCAGGGAUAGCUCAUUUUCCCGUACUAAGAUUAGCUCUGAGAAGUGGACUGAUUAUGUGAGAACUGCAUUCUCUGUGGAUCCUCGGAUUGCCAUAUCACUAACUUCCAGGUUUCCUACAGUGUCUGCAGUGAUCUCUGAAGUAACACAACUGGUUCAAGUAUGCAGCUUGGCCAUAACAUUUGGUUUAUUGAUUAGAGUAUUUCAUAAUGUUUCCUGCGCUAAUUUUUUUAUUCAAAUUCUUCAAAAUUAUAUUGAUUCCUCUUUGAGAUACCAUUGAAAUAUGAUUGUAGGUUGCCAUUGAUAAAAUUUAUAAAUUUUCUAUAGAGUAUGAAUUCUUCCAUAGGCUACAGUUACUUGAGUUGUUUUUUUAGAUGAACUCAUGAAAACUUGUCACUGAAUGAUCAAUUUCGAUGUGGCAAGUUAAUUAUCGAAGUAUUUUAUUUGAUUAAAAAAUAAUGAACAUUAUUCACAAACUCUGGUGUUACAAUGUUGAGACGAGUAAUCUGGACUAAGCAUUAUUCGUGCCAGGUGUUUCUGGGUAUUAAAAGAAAUAGCAGAUAUACGUGGUAGCCUGACUAGUCAACAUAGAUGUAAUUGAAAGACAGAUGCUUGCAUAGGUAGAUGGGUGGAUUGGGAAAUUCUUGUUAUUUUAAUGUACCUGAAAACAUGUAUGACGCCAAGCAGGACUUUGGUUAAAACAGAGAAUCCUAAGGUAAGGCAGGGGAACCAUUGCCUUAAUGACUAGAUAAGGUGCUAGACGAGACCUAAGUUUACAGAUUUUACACCUUUAUUAUGAAAUAUUGAUUAAUUUUCAACCGAGUGUCCAAUAUGAUGAGGUACACAUGUGUCCACACAGUGGUAAUACUACCAAUAAAUGUUCACAUUAAAUAAUCUUAAAUCAUUCUUGCAAAGUUGUAUGAAGAAUUAUUUAAAAUUUUACUGUGAGAUCAGUUUUAAUAUCAAAUACAGUAAUUCAGAAUAAAUUUAUAAAUAAAUAAAUUUGAGACAGCACCUGUAUGUUAUUUGUCUAAGCAUGAGAAAUUAAAUAAAUGAGGGCCUAGCUUAUUUUAUUACAAUAAUAUUUUAAUACAUAAUUUAAGAUAAAUGUAAUUGUAAAAUAUAAAUAUAUAAAAUACAUAAAAUAAUUAAUUCAAAAAAUAAAAUAUGAAUGUGAUUGCCACAUUACAUGUUCGUUGAAUACUCAUCACAGAGUAUGACCGAAUGCCACAUUAUCAGCCAACCUAAGUGGUGAGCAAACAGUCUAAAAACACCUGGCAAAAAUUUAAAUGAUAGGAUUGCUGAAGAAGUUGGUACCUUUAAAAUUAUAACUCUACGUCAUGGAAUGCAAAGUUCUUCAAGUCAUAAAGCGUAGAGUUAUAAUUAUAACAAAGAAGUUGUUUUGCAUUCCAUGAAAAUUUUCUCAAAACUCAUUUUAGCUACCUGAAAGAUGAUUCAUAAAUUUUUAUUGAAAUAUAUUUAAUUCUAAAUCACACUUUUGCUAUAUUUUCUUCCCUUUUUAUUUGAAAUGAUGAUUCUUCUUAUUUGGCUUGGCUCGUGUUCUCCUCUUUUUUUUCUUUACUGUUUAUGUAUACAUUAAAAAAAAUUAUGGGAAGGAAACGAGUCUCUAAAACAUGUCUUUGGCAGUUGCAUGUAUUGGAAAUUCGUACUAUACCAGAAGCAUUGCCCUUUUUUGUAACUCCAAAGGCAGUCGAUGAAAACUCGGUGUUACUACAGCAAUUACCGCACUGGGCUUCUUGCUCUAUUACACUUGCUCUAGAGUUUCUAACUCCUCCAUUCAAGGGUCACCCGCGUGUUAUGGCUUAUGUGCUCAGAGUUUUGGAGUCUUAUCCUCCAGAACGGGUCACCUUUUUUAUGCCACAACUAGUCCAGGCCUUACGUUAUGAUGAGGAGGUAAUAUUGUACAGUUUUUAACAGUAUUCUUGCGGCAUUUACCUUUGAUUCCAUUGCUUGAAGGUGUAAUUUUUUCUUGCAUUUCUCAGCACCUUUAUUCAUUUGUCUUCCUGGAAAAUUCUGCAGAAAUUAGUUGAAGGAUAUUUGCUUGGAGCUGCUCAAAGGAGCAAUGUAUUUGCACACAUUUUGAUAUGGCAUCUACAGGUAGGUCUUGUUGUAUCCAUGAUGUAUAUCAAGUUCCUCCUUAUUGAAGACAAUGAUGGCUGGUUUUGCAGUUGGUUCAACUUUCCUCGACAUGUUCCCACACUAAAUUACUAACCCAUAGUUUCUUGUGAUUCUAAGGCAGUAUACUUGAUUCAUGUAUAAAGAGGUGCAGAAAAUUGAAACCAUGCAAGGCUUACCCCUAGCUACAGUUAUGGAUUUAUAAUUUGAAUCACUUAGUUUCUAGGAUAAUGUGCAUUAGGUUGUGCUAUUUGCUAAAAGACAAAUGAGAACCUGUUUCGUGCAAUUUGAAAAUUUAUUGCCUUAAAUUCGCAUUUGCACCUCUGUGACAAAAACCAGCAGCCAUUCAUUUCUUUCAUGGUGUUUGUGAAUAUUCGUUACCAGCACUUUUAUUUGUUGGAGACGCAACGUAUUUACCUCUCAAGUUCUAAACUAAUUCCUAUUCGAAGCCCUGAAGUUGGGGAAUUAAUUUUUGGACGUGACAAGAAUUGUAUUGGUCAUUACUUAUUCACAUAGGCAAGCUUGUGAAGCACAAUGUACUGUUCUCCAUUCGCUCAGCCAUUCAAGACUUUAAUAUUGGUAAAAAAUGUAAAAUAAAACUCCUUAAGACAAGUUUAAGUUUAUGAGAUCUUCUCUAACUGUUCAACGAAAUAUGCUGCCAUCGAUGACACCUAAAAGCCAUGCACUCAGAUGUUUGAGCUUCUGGGGAGUAUCUCCAAAAUUAGGUCAUGUUAAUUCAAUAAUAGAGGGAUUCUACUUUGAUUUUGGCCAUCAUAAUCACAUAUGUUUAAUAUUUCUUUCUAUUCUAGCUUUCUUUUGUUGUCACGAAUAUUGUAUUUUGAUAGGGUGAGACAUGCGGCCCAGAAUCAGGAAAGGAUGCUGUUAAUGCUAAGGUGAUCGCUCUUUUCAUAUGUCACUUCUUCUUGACUUUUUAUUAGUAUUUUUACGGUUUACCUUUCCUGUAUCUUGUUUGGAUUUGUAAAGGGACAGUCAAAAUUAUAUUCAAGUAAAAGCUUGAGAAUCUUUACUUCCAAGUUAGCUUACAGCAUGUAGACGCACUGUGAUAUUACAAAAUUGGAAAUAAUACUUAUCGUGAACGGUAGUGCAAGCCAGAGGAGGCUAUGCAGCGGAAAGACUCAACUCGUAUUCACAUCAUAGAUGCUUUUAUAUACGAGUGCCAGGCCAUAAAACAAGGAAACUACCUAACAACCAGGAAACCGACAAACUAGGAAACGAACGAACAAACUUGGAAACGGUCCAACUAAAAACUAAACUCCUAAUUAUACGUUAUUUCCUACAAUGUUUUACAUUGAGAGAAAAUCGCUCAAAACGCGAACACUUAUGGUAAAUAGGUGCUUAGAAUUUCAUGCCUUCUCUUUCUGACACUCUAGGAAGCUCUAGAAGGAUUUUUCAUUUAUUGACUAAAAUGGCGCCGUAUUCGUGCUUUUCUAUCGAGUUAACUUCAGUUAACUAUGGUCACUCUUUCAAGAUCAAUACAGGAGUUUCUUUUGCCAUUUUGAAUAUCUAUAUACUACUCGAGUUUUAUUCUGGUAGCGUUUCAUUAUUUGUGGUUCUUCAACGUUCGCAAGAAUGUUAUAUGGAAUAACUCGUGAUUCUCCAAGGUAUGACAAAUCUAGAGUCUGUAUUGAAUACUUUCCAUCCUAUUCCAGAGCUAUGGUCAUUCGUUUCAUGUUGGAAUACGAUGUAAUCAAUUAAUCAAUCAAUCAUGUCUUGAUCAUUGGAUGGCAAUUUGUUUCCAGAAAUUGAAAAAGCUGUCCAUAAUAUCUAUAAUCACCUUAUCUCAAUAAACUUUAAAAACUCUCAAACACUCUCACCCAAAAUGUAAAUUGAAGGAUAUAUGCUGCGCUCAAAAUUGAUCAAAAAGUAUUAAUUUUCCUAAAAAGCUACUACUUCAUAUAAUGCUGAGCCCAGCUCAGUCCAACCCCUACCUCCCUGAGUGCACUCCCAUUUCACUUGGCUUAUACAAAUAAAACGUGUCAAAGUAUCUCUGUAUACCUUGUCUCCAAUUUAAUCUGCAUCGUUUCUCCAACUUUACCCUAGUUACUUUAUACCAGCUAAAAUCAUUCGUGGUCAACUUUCACAAAAUUUCUGCAUCUUCUGGUAGAUAUCCAGUGGAAAAAAUCAUCAAAUAAAUAAGUGAUCCAUGGGUUCUCUGUGCAACACUGUUGCAUGUACGUUUACUGUUCUUUAAAAAGAGUAAUUUUAUUGUCAGCCCUUCAUUAAUUACCACUCUACAAGUUAUUAAGAGACAAUUGUUGCCCACUUUCUCUUAUAUUGGCUUUUGCUUGUCUUUAUUUCAGAGCAAUGCGUUUCAAUCACUGCUCCCUGCCAUUAGGCAGAGAAUUAUAGAUGGUUUCAGUCCUGAGGGACGUGAUCUUUUCCAAAGGGAGUUCGAAUUUUUUGACAAGGUGACUUCCAUUUCUGGUGUGCUCUUCCCAUUACCUAAAGAAGAACGCCGAGCGGCUAUCAGAAGGUAUUACCUUUUUCCCAUUAAUUCUCAGCAGGUUCAUUUACUUCCAAGUCUUAUGAUUGUGAUAAUUAUAUCCAGGGAACUUGAAAAGGUCAAAGUUGAGGGUGAAGACCUGUAUCUGCCAACUGCUACAAACAAGAUUGUUAAAAGCAUCCAGUCGGACAGUGGGAUUCCCUUACAAUCGGCUGCUAAAGUUCCAAUAAUGAUUACAUUUAAUGUCACGGACAGGGAUGGCGAUCCAAAUGAUAUAAAGCCACAAGCCUGCAUAUUUAAGGUAUGCCAUUAUCUGAGUUACAGCUUGUGAGGAAAGGUAACGGAGGGAGGUGUGAUAUCUAAAUGGGAAGCGGAAAAUUUGGAAGGUGGAUGGAUAUCUCCUGGAUAUUAUAGUGAGGAAAAAUGAUUCCUCGGAGGGAUUUCACAAAAAUGGAGUCUAAUGCAGAAAAGCUUAAGAAAAAUUCGGAGAUCAGUUAAUGACAGUGUUUAGGUGAUUGGAUAAAAGGGAAAACAUAAGUUAAGGGAAACUAAAAUAAGAGAACGUUAUUGUGGAUCUUGGAUCUGUUCAUUGACUAUCAGUAAGGAUCAGUGUUUUAUGUUUUCACGAGUAUGUUCAAUGUCAUGAAAUGCUAAAAUUUUUAAGAUUUCUAUCAUGGUUUGUGUUCACGGUUAUAGACGCUUUAGAUCAACAUUAUACUGUUCAUUUGGGUACCUUUUGAUCCAGAAAGACUGCUGGUCGAUAUUACUUUUUUCCCGAUGCAUAAGGUAGAUGAAUUUUUGGCAAAUUUUACUAUAUUCGUAAAUACACGUUUUUACUACACUCUUGCUUUGUAUCUUCUACCUCAAUUUUUUUGGUUGUUCUCGUCUUAUCUACAGCCUCACCUGUGAUUAUACACAUUGUACUUUAUGUUGAUUCAGGUUGGAGAUGAUUGUAGGCAAGAUGUGCUUGCACUUCAGGUGAUUUCUCUCUUAAGGGACAUAUUUGAAGCAGUUGGUCUAAAUCUCUACCUGUUUCCAUAUGGUGUUUUGCCCACCGGACCUGAGAGGGGCAUUAUUGAGGUAAGCCUUUUUAUCUUGAUCUAUUCACCUCCGGAAUGUGUGGAAAAUAUUUUUACCCAAACAAUCGUUGCUGUGAAAUAUAGCUCAAAUAAAAUCCUAGGCUCUUUACUCUUUAGUUUUUUGUGCAGCUGAGGAUUCUCUCAGAUUAUAUAGACUGAUGUAUAAACUGACGUUAUAUUGUACAGAUUCAGGUUACUAAUUUCAGAAUAUUUGGGCAUGUGAAGAAUCAAUGCAUCAAAAUAAUCUCAGCUCGGCGUUAUAUAUGAAUCUGAUUCAGCAUCCCUAUUUAUAAUUUUAGCAUAGUAAUACUAUGUUUUCAUUUAUUAGGUUAUUCAUAGGUAUCCAUCAUAAUUCUCUUUAACUAUGCGUGAAUGAUACAUAAUUUGAGAAAUACAUGGUAACAUGCAUGCUAUAUGCGGUAUAUGUGGCUAUCAUCUAAUAUUAAUUUUGUUUAAAACCUUAUUUAACCUUCAUUUGAGAGAGCGGAGGAUUCAUCGCUCCCCAAAGAAAAAGUGACUAAAAUUCGUCACGGCUCUCGAAUGAUUCCUUCUCCCAUUCGUAGGAAAAUACAGGGGAUUCGUACUUAGAUUCCUCGUAUAGUAAUAUAUAAGACUGAAUAUCUGAUCCUGGUGCAUGGUUUACCUGAGAUCCAUGAUUCUAAAUGUGCUUCAUUGUACUGCGGCAUCAGGUCGUUCCAAACACUCGGAGCAGAAAUCAGAUGGGCGAGCUCACUGAUGGCGGGUUGUAUGAGAUUUUCCAGCAAGACUACGGACCUGUCGGCACUUCGAGCUUCGAAGCUGCCCGGGAGAUGUUCAUCAUCAGCAGUGCUGGCUACGCGGUCGCCAGCCUUCUGCUGCAGCCCAAGGACCGGCACAAUGGCAACCUUCUCUUUGAUAAGUAUGCUUCUUCCUCGUCUCCUUUUUGGCCCCGUUGUGGUGUAUUGUUUGUUGGCAGGCGGCGAUUGACCCCGGGUAAUGGUCAAACAGUAUGGGGAGACUAGUUCAUAUUGACUUUGGAUUCAUACUGGAGACAUCGCCCGGUGGCAACAUGCGGUUCGAAAGCGCCCAGUUCAAACUGAGCCAUGAGAUGACUCAAUUGCUUGACCCCUCCGGCUCCAUGAAGAGCGAAACGUGGAAUAAAUUCGUCAGGCAAGUUUAACCCUCUCUCUCUCUCUCUCUCUCUCUCUCUGUAACCCCUCCUCAUUUCCUCACUGAAUCCCAACUCAGCAUCUAGAACACCACUUUGGUUGAAACAUGGAAUAAAUUCGUCAGGAAAGCUUAACCCUCUCUCUCUCUCUCUCUCUCUCUCUCUCUCUCUGUAACCCCUCCUCAUUUCCUCACUGAACCCCAACCCAGCACUUAGAACACACUUUGGUCGAAACAUGGAAUAAAUUCGUCUGGCAAUUUUAACCCCUCUCUCUCUCUCUCUCUCUCUCUCUAACACCUGCUCAUUUCCUCACUGAAUCCCUACGCAGCAUCUAGAACACCACGUUGGUUGAAACAUGGAAUAAAUUCGUCAGGAAAGCUUAACCCCCUCUCUCUCUCUCUCUCUCUCUCUAACACCUGCUCAUUUCCUCACUGAAUCCCUACGCAGCAUCUAGAACACCACUUUGGUUGAAACAUGGAAUAAAUUCGUCAGGAAAGCUUAACCCCCUCUCUCUCUCUCUCUCUCUCUCUAGCCCCGCUUCAUUUCCUCACUGAAUCCCACCUGAUCUUGUCACUUUGGUUAAGUAUCGGAUGAUUUCACCUCGAUAUUUCAAUUAUCUCCCUCCUCCACAAUGGUUCUGGAUGAAAUGCCGCAUCGUUUUAAUAUAAUCCACGAAUAGAACAGCUGGUCUCGAUCAAUUAUUCUUAUCAUUAUCAUUAUUAUUUCAAGUAAUGAAUUAAUCCCAAUCUUCUUCUUCUUCUUCUUCUUCUGGGUUCGAUCAGUCUGUGCGUGAAGGGGUACCUGGCGGCCCGGCGGCACAUGCACGCCAUAUUGACGACGGUGCUGCUGAUGGUGGACAGCGGGCUGCCCUGCUUCAGCCGGGGCGACCCCAUCGCCAACCUCCGGAAGCGAUUCCACCCGGAGAUGAGCGACCGUGAGGCGGCUAACUACAUGAUCCGCACCUGCGGAGACGCCUACAACAAGUGGACCACCGCCGGCUACGACUUGAUCCAGUACUUGCAGCAAGGCAUCGAGAAAUAA